Molecule: messenger RNA, 3126 nt
Organism: Papaver somniferum (opium poppy)
Lineage: Eukaryota; Viridiplantae; Streptophyta; Magnoliopsida; Ranunculales; Papaveraceae
Product: G-type lectin S-receptor-like serine/threonine-protein kinase RKS1
Exons: 9
Coding region: 1-3060 (1019 amino acids)
Biological process (GO): protein phosphorylation; recognition of pollen
Molecular function (GO): protein kinase activity; ATP binding
Source: RefSeq, a predicted model, not a curated record
AUGGAUACAAGAAGAAACAAAUCAUGGGCUUUCCUUUGUGUUCUAGUUUUUGGUUUUGUCAUCUGCAGUAAACCCCAUAAUACAAUUGCAGCGGAUACGAUCUCCUUCCGUGACUCUCUAAGUGGAAAUCAGACCAUUACAUCAAGGGGUGAUAAUUUUGAGCUGGGAUUCUUCAAACCAGGUAAUACGUCUAAGAAUUACUAUAUAGGCAUUUGGUACAAAAAAGUCUCUGUUCAAACUGUUGUCUGGGUUGCUAACAGGGAUGCACCUAUUCUUGAUCCAUAUUCUUCGAAGUUGACGGUUUUAGAUGGGAAAUUAGCUUUACUCCAAGAAAAUAAAAAACCAAUUUGGUCUUCUUAUAUAGCUUCAAGUACUGUGAAUGCAAAUGAAGUAGUUCUUGGUGAUGAUAGAAAUCUUGUUUUAAGAGAUGGCUCUAAUCCUGCAGUUGUAUAUUGGGAAGCACAGACACACCGAAUGGAUACUAUAAGAAACCAUUCAUCGUUUUUUCUUUGUGUUUUGGUUUUUGGUUUUUUCAUGUGUGGUAAACCCCACCGUACAAUUGCAGAAGAUACAAUCUCUUUUGGUGAUUCUCUAAGCGGAGAUCAGACUAUUACAUCAAGGGGUGAGAAUUUCGAGCUGGGAUUCUUCAAACCAGGUACUACGACUCAGAAUUACUAUAUAGGUAUUUGGUACAAAAAAGUGUCAGUUCAAACUGUUGUCUGGGUUGCUAACAGAGAUGUACCAAUUCUUGAUCCAUAUUCUUCCAAGUUUACAGUUUUAGAUGGGAACUUAGUUAUACUUAGCAGUAAGUUAGAUGCAACACCAAUUUGGUCUACUAAUUUAGCUUCAAGUGCUUUGAAUACAACUCAAGUAGUUCUUUGUGAUGAUGGAAAUCUGGUUUUAAGAGAUAGGUCUAAUCCAGCAGUUGUAUAUUGGCAGAGUUUUGAUUAUCCAACUGAUACUUUGUUACCAGGUGGAAAAAUUGGGUUCAAUACAAAAACUAACCAAGUGCAGCAACUCACCUCAUGGAGAAGUCGAGAAGAUCCUGCCACGGGAUUUUACAACCUAAAAUUAGGACCAAAUAGAAAAAUUCAGCUCGCUAUAUAUUGGAAUGAGUCCAAAGAAAUCUGGAAAACUGGGGAGUGGGAAGAAAAAGAAAAAAGAUUUCGCUUACUUCCUGAGAUGAGAUUAUAUCAUUUCUUAAAUUUUAGUUUAAUUUCAAAUGUAAAUGAGAGUUACUUUACUUAUUCAGUUGCCAACAAAUCUACGAAUACUAUUUAUAGAUAUGUUAUGGAUAUUUCUGGCCAAAUCAAGGAAUUUACAUGGUUAGAAAGAAAGACUACCUGGAAUUUGAUUUGGCGUCAACCCAAACGAUUGUGUGAUGUUUAUAGUAUUUGUGGACCAUUCGGAAACUGUAACCAGGGUACUCAGAAGUGUGAGUGUUUGCCGGGUUUUGUCCCGCAGUCUCCUAGAGAUUGGAGUCUACAGGACUCAACUGGCGGAUGUGUUAGGAAAACGCCCUUGGAAUGUGGGAAUAUAGAUGGGUUUUUACCAAUAUCAAACUCAAAAUUUCCUGAUAAACACCAGCUGUUUCCAAAAAUCUAUGGCAUAGAAGAAUGCAAAGCAGCUUGCGAAGGUUCGUGCGGUUGCAUUGCUUACGCUGUCUUCAACAAUGGAUGUCGAUAUUGGGAUAAAGAUAUUAUAAAUUUCAGUCAAUUUAAUAAAUCAUCUGGCGGACAAACAACUUUAUAUCUCAAACUUGCGGCUACAGAUAUUCGCAGCCUUGUCCCCGUCUCUAGCAGUCCCGCGCACGCCUCUAAUGAUCAAGACAGAAAGAGAAUGGCAAAAGUUUGGAAGAUCGUCUUACCUGUUUUCAUUCUGGUGGUAACUAUCGUGGGCGUCUUAGGAUACAUUUAUCUGUUCAAGAGAAAUAAGGCUAAUAAAAGAGGAGGAUUGAAAGGACUCCAAGGGGUGUUGGCUGAAUUACUGAAAUCCAAGGCUACCUACAACGACUCUCCAAAUACAUGCAUAUUUGAUGAUGGCAACACAGAAGGAGAAACACAAGAAUUACAAAUAUUUAACCUUGCUUGUUUAGCUAAUGCUACGAACAACUUCCGCUUGACAAACAAGUUGGGAGAGGGAGGUUUUGGCCCAGUUUAUAAGGGUAAACUACAAAACGGGCAGGAAAUAGCAGUGAAAAGACUGUCUACAAAUUCUGGCCAGGGUAUCAAAGAGUUCAAGAACGAGGUCGUGUUGAUAUCAAAACUGCAACACCGAAACCUUGUGAAACUGUUGGGUUGUUGCAUUGAAGGAGAAGAAAACAUGUUAAUUUAUGAGUAUAUGCCCAAGGGAAGCCUGGAUGCAUAUUUAUUUGAUCCAAGAAACAAAGCACAACUAGAUUGGGAUAAGCGCUUCAAUAUUAUUGGAGGGAUCUCUCGGGGCCUUCUUUACCUUCACCGCGAUUCUCGUUUAAGAGUUAUUCAUAGAGAUCUGAAAGUCAGUAACAUUCUAUUGGAUGAAAAUAUGACCCCGAAAAUUUCAGAUUUUGGAAUGGCACGGAUAUUUGGUGGUGACCAAACUAUAGCUAAUACUAACAGGGUCGCUGGUACAUUUGGUUACAUGUCUCCCGAGUAUAUCACGAGAGGCACAUUCUCGGAAAAAUCAGACGUCUUUAGUUUUGGCGUGCUGAUAUUAGAAAUUGUGAGCGGCAAGAAAAAUAACAGCUUUUACAAUCCUGAAGAACCUCUUAUAAACCUUCUACUUCAUACUUGGAGACUUUGGAAGGAAGGAAAAUGGUCAGAGGUUAUCGAUGAGACUUUAGGUGAUUUGUAUUCUCCAUUAGAAGUAAUAAAAUGUGUACAUAUUGGUCUGUUAUGCGUUCAGACUAGAGCAAUAGAUAGGCCAACCAUGGCUGAAGUGGAUAAUAUGCUUGGAAAUGAAACUGAUCGUCCAACACCGAAAGAACCUCUAUCUACUUUCCCAGCAUCAUCAGAUCCGGAUUUUGGGAGAAAUUGCUGCUCAAAUAAUAAUGUUACUUGCACUGCAGUAGAAGGUCGAUAGGUUUGCAAAUGGGAGAACCAAUUUCAAUGGUGUACUUUAGUUCUUCUAUUAUAAGUUGUUUUCAUU